CCCUUCCCUCCCCCCAAACCCCUGCCGAACCCUGCCGAUCUCUGCCCGCCCCAUGCCGCCCAGCUAGACAUGCCAUCGUGAACGAGAGACGGAUCCCCCACCCAACAACCCACCAUGCUUGCCCUGCGCCGUGCCAGCAAACCCUCGCCACGCUCUCCCUUUCACCAUCUUUCACAUAUCAACAGCGCCUUCUCCCAGCCCGUCGUGACCUCCCUCACCCAAUGACAUUCCCACUUUCCUGAACUUCCUCAAACUCUGCACCACCCGAACAGCCGCCCACCGCCGCAGAACUUUGCAUACUCUCCAUCAAGGCUUUGCGCGACACCACCCCCACCACCCCCACCACCCCUUGUGUCCAACCCAAAUCCAUCACCCUGGCAUCCCUACGACGUUCCACCAUGCCGAGUGAGGCACAGAUGGCAAAGUUCAUGUACUACAUUGUCAAGCAGCUCGAUGUGCGCAGUGUCGACUGGAACCUCGUCGCUAGCGACAUGGAAAUCACUAACGGCCACGCGGCCCGCAUGCGCUUUGCCCGCUUCAAGAAUCAGAUGGAAGGCACAGUCCCCAAGGCCCGCGCGCCCCGCGACAAAUCUCGCGCCCCAAAAGCCAAGCGCGUCAAGACCAAGGACGAGAAGAAGGAGGAGGACGGCGGCGAGAAGGCCCUGCUGAAACUGAAGCUCGAAGAGGGUGCCACGGCCGAUUCGGCUCCCACCUCGGGGGGGCCCGCGGACCAAGCUCCGGUUAGGUCGCCGGCAGUCAAGCCCGAGCCGGCGGACGACGUCAUGCUUGGGGAUGAGGAUGCACCGGGCGAGGAUGUCCACGAGAGCGAAAUCCCAAAGCAGACCGCGCACGUGAGUGCCACACCCUCUCACUCGCCGCCGAACUCGACCAUCCCGACGCCAUCACACCCACUCACAACUCCCACGCACCUUCAGGAAUCGCUCUACCACCAGCUCUUACCACAGCCACGCCGGCCCUCGGUCAACUUCUCGCCCGCCUCUAGCUUCACCUUCUCCGCGCACGAGAUGAUGUCCUCCCAGGGCAGCAUGUUCAUGCAGUCUAUGGAGGGCGUGGGGUCGCAGGAUAUGGGGAUGGCGUCGACGAGCGCAUUCUAUGAUCCGUUUAUGUUCGUGUCGCCUCAGCCACAGCAGCAGCAGACGCUGCUGGAUGCGCAGGGGAGGCUGGUGAAGGGCGAGCUUCAGUGGGAUACGUCGUUUUGUUGAUGGUUGGGCGGAGCGAGAUGAAUAAUGAAUCGGCGGGCGGGAUUGAUAAAAUGCUGACGUUGGCGAAGUCGGAUGGGAUGGAUGGAUAAUAUGGGUUCGUGUUGGAGUUCUUGCAUGGAUGACGAAGGUAGGGUGAGCUUGUAGGUAUUUUGUGUGUGUUUGAGCUUUUUUUUGUCGUCACGGAUACCAUAGCAUAGAUCGUUUUGGAUUUGGAAAUAAUGAUGGGAAUUAGAUUAGAUGGAUGCAAGGGAGGGC
Molecule: messenger RNA, 1478 nt
Organism: Pseudogymnoascus destructans
Lineage: Eukaryota; Fungi; Ascomycota; Leotiomycetes; Thelebolales; Thelebolaceae
Exons: 2
Coding region: 399-1223 (274 amino acids)
Source: RefSeq, a predicted model, not a curated record